Messenger RNA from Quercus robur (English oak), 3124 nucleotides. Its product is annotated as mitogen-activated protein kinase kinase kinase 5-like. The coding region runs from base 174 to 2387 and encodes 737 amino acids. The transcript has 11 exons. The record is from RefSeq and is a predicted model, not a curated record. Gene Ontology annotation, molecular function: ATP binding; protein kinase activity. Gene Ontology annotation, biological process: protein phosphorylation. NCBI's taxonomy places the organism in Eukaryota, Viridiplantae, Streptophyta, Magnoliopsida, Fagales, Fagaceae.
AACUGAUUUUUAAAAUUUUCAAAAAUUACAGCUAAUCAAUUAAAGAGAGAAAGAACCGUGUUGUUUCCUUUUAUCACGACAAAGCUACAGAUACGAAGAAUAAUAAUAAUUAUGUGUGGUUGUUGUUGUUAUUAUUGUUACACUUUCACUUUGCUUGUGUUCUGAAACUCUCAAUGUUUUAUUUCCACAAAGCUUCGCGUGCUACGAGGAAUGACAAUGGCAGUGUUGAUAAAUUCGUUGGGGAUUCUGGGCAAUCUCGUAUUCUCGAUAGGAGGCUCACGAGGCAGAGGAAGAUCCGGCACGCCAGUGAUCGAGAACUCGGGUUGAGAAGCAGAUCCAGUGAUGGGUGUGGGUCGUCGGACCCGCAUCCGACCGACUCGACCCGAAAGUCUCGGACGCCUAGUGGAACCGAAUUCGAAUCGGUGCACUGGUCUUUAUCGGCUGUGCCACAACCUUUGCCUCCGCUUCCGGUCCUUGUUUCAUUGACUCGGAAAUCGGAGUCAACGGGUCAGGCUGGUCAUCCCGGAUCACCUGAUGAAGCAAUCGGACCCUCGGUGAGGAGGAACCACACUGACAAUGUUGUCACAAGCAAUUGUCCUAUGAAACUCUCUCAGGAUGUAAAUGUUGGACGUGGUAAUCGAAACUUGACUGUGAGAAUUCCGGUCAGGAGCGGUUCAACAAAUGAUGUAUUAAGUCCUGCUGUUAGUCCACAUUUAAGACCAAAGAGUCAGGAGUUUUUUCCUCCUUAUGUUACCACAAGUUCGGCUAAAUCUUCAACCAAUUAUCAUAAGGGAUUCUCUCCUCAAGAUCUAAAUGUUGAAGGUUGCAAACGCAACUCCAGGCAGAAAGUUCUUGUCAAGAGUGCUCCGGCAAGUGGCUUUUCGAGUCCUAAUGUAAGCCCACGAAAAUCAGACUAUGGGGAUCUCUUUCCCUCUAUUUUGGCUUUUCAAAAAUUUCAGGAUGGGAUUGUUGGGUCUUCUUCAAAAGUGCAACCAACGAAAACCAUGAGAAGUCCUGACCAGUCACCUCGAUGUAGCCCAACAGGCCAAAGUCCCCAUCUCACCCCUAGUCCAAAGAGAUCUGCACUUGCCUCACAUCAUAAAUUGCUGUUAGAUGGUCAUAUGGAUUGGCCUGAAAGUAUUAAUCAUGUCAGUGCCCACCCUUUGCCUCUUCCUCCAAGAGCUACAUUAUCAUCACAAUCAUCCCCGCAAUCACAUUUAAGUACCACCCAUCACAUUGCAGAACAACCACACAUGUCAUCUUUUAAGGGUCAAUGGCAAAAAGGAAGACUCAUUGGACGUGGUACAUUCGGAAGUGUUUACCUUGCAACGAACCGAGAGACUGGAGCUUUGUGUGCCAUGAAGGAAGUUGAUCUGAUUCCUGAUGAUCCUAAAUCUGCUGAAUGUGUAAAGCAAUUGGAGCAGGAAAUAAAAAUUCUCGGUCAAUUAAAGCACCCAAACAUAGUGCAGUAUUAUGGAAGUGAGAUAAUUGACGAUCACUUUUACAUAUAUUUGGAGUAUGUUCAUCCUGGGUCAGUCAACAAAUAUGUACAAGAACAUUUUGGAGCUAUGACUGAAUCUGUAGUUCGCAAUUUCACUCGCCAUAUCGUCACUGGGUUGGCUUACUUGCAUAGCACAAAGACUAUCCACAGGGAUAUCAAAGGUGCUAAUUUGCUUGUUGAUGCAUCAGGCGUGGUUAAGCUAGCAGAUUUUGGGGUAGCUAAGCAUCUUACAGGACAAACUUAUAAUCUUUCUCUGAAGGGCAGUCCAUACUGGAUGGCUCCAGAGGUCAUGCAGGCUGCAUUGAAUAAAGAUGCCAACCCUGACCUUGCAUUGGCUGUUGACAUAUGGAGUUUGGGCUGUACCAUUAUUGAAAUGCUGAAUGGAAAACCUCCUUGGAGUGAUUUUACGGGGCCUCAAGCUAUGUUCAAAGUUUUGAACAGAACUCCACCCAUACCAGGAACAUUAUCCUCAGAGGGAAAGGAUUUCCUUCAUUGUUGCUUUCGCAGGGAUCCUGCAGAGCGACCAACAGCUAUGAAGCUACUUGAGCAUCCUUUUGUACGAAAUUCAUAUGAUCAAAAUGUUGCAGUCUCCAUGCAGGCAUUUUCUGCAAUUAAUCUAACGGAGAAACCACAUACUGUAGGAGAUGGCACUAGGCAUAAAGAUCAGAUGUCAUUCUCUCCUGGCACACAGAUUGUGAAUGGGAAACGCCCAUGUAGUAGAGGGACCUGCCAACAUUGUAAUGCUAAAAUUUAUAACUGCACUGAGGCUUUCCGUCAUCCUUCUUCCACUAUGCAUCAAGUCCGGACUUCUCUCCCUAACACACAGUUGAUUAAUAGUUCACAUAGCUUCACCCUUUCUUCAAAUAUUUCCAGAAUGUGCCCUUAGGUACUGUGAACAACCAAUUGAUUCAUGGUUCACAUAGCUUCACCAUUCAAAUAUUUCCAACAAUGUGCCCUUAGGUACUGUGAACAACCAUCCGUGUGCACUUUAAGGACCCAUGGAAAGGAAAUCCCAUACCUCUGAAAUACUUUUGUAGCUAACUUAGGUCGUUAGGAAACUAUGGUACUUAUGGAUAAAGCUGGAAAGAGGCCAGAGGUCGUCUGGAAAAGUUGCAGCCUGCAGGGACCUGUAAUGGAAAUUUUUUCAUUACCAUUUAGAGAUUUCUUUUGUACCUUGCAUCCAAAAGAGGUUCAAUUUACCAUCAAAUGAAUCUUUGAUACCUCUUUUGAAGUUACAAGCCCUUUUUAGGAGGAAAUCUACAUGGCUGGAAAUUGGAAUCUUGUCAUCUUAUAUUCUUUACUAAAGCUUAAGGCUUUAACUAACACGGGGCGUUCAUACUUCUGUAAUUGAUCUCGAACAGAUAGAGAACUUGGUAGAAAAAUUAGGAUAAUGUUGUCACAUAAUAGAUAACCGAAAGUUGACUUAAUCUGUAAAUAUUGAGGCUCCAUCCUCUUUCAAUUAAUUCAUUUUCGAUAGAUCGUUGUUUCAAUUAAGCUGUCUGCAUGAUGGCUGCUUAAUCUCUUUUCUUACAUGUAAAUUUAUUGUCAUUUUCUGUAGAACUGACAGUAUCACUUGGAACAGAAAUUUAUUCCAAAAUAAACCUUGUUCUUUUUGUUUUUUAA